Messenger RNA from Selaginella moellendorffii, 819 nucleotides. Its product is annotated as auxin transporter-like protein 1. The record is from RefSeq and is a predicted model, not a curated record. Lineage: Eukaryota; Viridiplantae; Streptophyta; Lycopodiopsida; Selaginellales; Selaginellaceae. The coding region runs from base 1 to 819 and encodes 272 amino acids. Gene Ontology annotation, cellular component: plasma membrane. The transcript is spliced from 5 exons.
AUGGAAUCCUUCUGCAAGGAUGAGUCUACAGUAGGUAUUGAAAUGCAAAUUACAAAUGUCGAAGAGAGUAACAAUUUCACAGCUGGAAGAAGCAUCCAAGAGAAAAUUACUGGAGCUUUCCUUGUAGGAGGUUCUUCAUUUGAUGCAUGGCUUACUACAACCACAGCACAGAUGCUGAAUUAUCCAAAUGCCCUAGCAGUGCUCUCCCCAUCCAAGUUCAGAAAUGUAGCUAUCAUCCUUAUGCUUACCCAUCAGUUUAUUGAGUUUUCUGCAUUUGUGGUUCCAGUAUUUGCAAUGUGGGAGAAAUUACUAGGCAUCCACUGCUCCCAAAACUACACCUUAAAAUGUAUAGCUAGAAUGCCAAUUGUGUUGGGCAUUUGUUUUCUAGCUAUUAUGCUCCCAUUCUUUGGUUCCAUCAACUCAGUGGUGGGCGCUAUCAUCUCCAGCAUUGGUGUCUACAUUCUCCCCUGCCUUGCUUUCAUGGUCAUAAGGAGGCACAAAGAAUCAAGAGAGAAUGCCAUAGAGCAGCCACCCUUUUGGAUCAAGAGCUGGGUGGGUGUUUACUGCAUCAAUCUUGGAUUGGUUCUUUGGGUUGGAAUCAUAGGCGCAGGCUUCGGUUCCUGGGCAAGCAUGCACAAUAUAAUGCACAAAAUAGCACCGCCUCCUCUAGCUGGUUUGCGCGAUCAACCAUGCAGUGGUAGUGCUCAACCUAGAACUUACCGCUGCCAUUCCCUGGAAGAUCUCUCAGUCCAGCCCGGCCACAAGCUCGAGAUGGCGAGAGCUCCAGCGCCAGCUUACAUCUUCAAUACCCUACUAUGA